AUCUUUAGUUUGAAAACAACCUUGACUUCAUAAAGAUAAAACAGUUAAUAUUAAUAAAUAAAUUGGAUUUUUCAACUAAAUGUGGAAACUACUUUGCUUUAUAUUCUUUCAAGGAGCAUGGGGAAGACGACCAUUAGUUCGGAGGCAAACUGUUGAAAUGGACUCAGUCAAGUUUAACUUUAUGCCAAGCUUGCAGAAGGAGAGGAAUUAUCAGGGCUUGACCUUGAAUGUGUUAAAUAUGCUUGAGGAGGAAGAAGUUUCUGUCAGAAAACAGACUUUGAACAAUCAAAAUUCCAGAGACGCAGAUUCUAUCAAUUUCCCCUCCCACUCUAUUCCUGCUCUAAGUUUGUCCCCUGUACCACGGUUUCUACCUGCCCUCAGCUCCGUGGACUGUUCAUCUGUUGAAAUACCUCUAAAAGUCCAGCCAAAACCUGUCAGAAAAUGGGUUUCAAAAUGGAGUCAACACUGUAAGAAACCAAGGGGUCAGUUCCGUUAUCCAGAUGACUGUCAUGCCUAUAUUGAUUGUUGGGAUGGACGAGGGAAGAAAAUGAAUUGUUUUCCAAGAAACCUUGUGUUCAAUGAAGCUAAGGGUCAAUGUGAUUGGCCCUCCAGCACCCCUUGUGUUAUGGGAGAUAUUGGUUCGGAAGAGAACAACAAGAAAGAAGUUGAUGUUGAUUUACCACAUUGCUCGAGCUAUACUGGACUGGGAUACAAAUGUGUCAACUUCUGGGAAUGCUCGGAUAAAAAUGAAAUCUUAGAUGAUUCAGAAGGAGCCUAUGCAGAGUUUGGAAUUGAUGCCAGAAUGGUUCCGCCACCAAAGAAAAUUGUAUUUAAAGGAAUUUUUGACCCACUUUCUAAGAAAUGUCCCAAUACAUUUGAAAUCUGUUGCAAAGGAAAAUGCAGUGACUUGGAAGAAAAGAGUUCUCCUUCUAAGCUUCCACCGGGAAGAACACUUGAUACCUCACAUUCAACUACUUUAUGCCCUGCUGACUAUACAGGGUUACGUCCAAUACCUGGAAUCUGCACUCAGUUUGCGGAAUGCUACAAAGGAACUGCCAUUAUAAAAGAUUGCCCUCCAGGCUUACAUUUUUGUAUUCAUUCCCUAAUGUGUGAUUGGCCAAAUAAAGUUGUUUGUGAUCAAUUAAGUUUCAUAUCAAAAGCAACUUCUUCAAAUUCAAAACAGCUACAGAAUGAUGAACCAAGAAUUUCAGGAAACUCUCCAGCUUUACGAAUAGACAUAGAGAUGAUGGCAAGAAAGACUCAGAUGAUUCCAGCUCCUCCAAGUGGUCAAAAUGCAAGAUUGCGGGAGGGAAGAACACCUUCUGAAGGAUACUUACAACUCUUUCAUGACGAUAAGUGGGGUUAUGUUUGUGAUAAAAGUGGUUGGACAAUGGAAAAAGCAAAUAUUGUGUGUAAACAGCUUGGGUUUCAUCGUGGUGUAAGAAAGACCACCCAGGGGUUUGUGCAUGGCCAAGUUGAUGAAUCUAAAAAACUGACUGAUCAUGUAGAAUGCACUGGUUCUGAAGAAAAGAUUCAGCAAUGUAAAGUAUCAUAUUUUGUGUCUGGUAAGCCAUGCAAACUUUCAGAAGAUAUUGUUAGCAUAACAUGCUUUCCAGACAGCUGGGCUAAAUGUUACGAGAAUGAAAUUCCCUGGAAAUCAUCUUGUUACUCGUUCUUUCCCAAUGCAAGCUCUUUCCAUGAAGCCCAGGAACACUGUAAGUCAACAGGCAGAGUACUGGUUGAAGUAGAUUCCCAAGCAGAAAAUGAUAUGAUAUCUGAACUACUAUUUCAGAAUAGUAGAGUUACAGAUAUUAUGAAUGAGGUUUGGACUGGGGGAGUUGGAUCAAAUGUUGCCAGGAAGAAUGUUUGGUUUUGGCAUUCUGACACUGACAAACCCAUGGAGUUUCGUAACUUUUGGAAAGGUUGGAGUGGGGGUGAUAGAUCUGCUACAGAAAUUAAAGACAAUUUUGCAUAUGGAAUAAAAAUGAGUCGGCAAUUUCCACUGAGAACAGGUACUGCUAAAAAGAACCAGCUCACAGAUUACUAUUUUUGGAAUUUAGAAAGUUUUGACACUAAACUAUCCUAUAUAUGUGAAAGACCACAAAUUGACAUUGGGUGUAUGGAGGGGGAGGGUCUUGAAUAUUAUGGAAAUGCAAGAAGAACUCAAUCUGGAGAAUUCUGUAAGUCUUGGCAGUCCCCUGAAAUCGGAUUCUGGUUUGAUCAAGCAGAAAUUCAAAAGUUAGGACCUCUACAGAACAAUAACUUCUGCAGAAAUCCAGAUGAAGCUGAAGUUCCAUGGUGCUUAAUAAAAGAGGGUCAGUAUGAAGACUGUGACAUACCCAAGUGUGAAACAGGCCCUAUCUAUCCUGUAAACAAGGCCAACUCUUGUGGGUCCGAUCAAUUCCAAUGUCAACCUGGGGAAUGCAUAUUUAGUGGAUAUGUUUGUGAUGGUGAAUAUGAUUGUAAGAACAGGAUGGAUGAAAAUCCACACGCAGAUUGUGAAAGCUAUUCAGAACAUUUUAAAUCUGUCAGUGGUUCAAAAUUGAAUGUCAAAGAAAUUGAAAGAUGGACAAACAGAAACCUUGAGGCUUGUCUUAGGGGAUGUGACCUUUCAAAAGAAUUUAUCUGCAGAGGUGUGAACUACAAUAUGAAGGAAAAAUCUUGUAUACUUCUUGAUGAAAAUGUUGGAAUGUCUGGUGCUCUUGAUCAGGAUUUGGAUUGGUCUUAUUUUGAAAGAAUUGAAACUCAAACAUUAUGUGAUGAAAAACUAAGAUGCAGCUCUGGAAAAUGUUUCAACAAAACCCAACUUUGUGAUGGAAAAUUUGAUUGUGAAGAUAGGAAAGAUGAAGAAGGUUGUGAACUCUCACCUAAACUUAAAAUAAGACUUAGAGGGGGAAAUGCACCUAAUGAGGGAAGAGUUGAAAUUAAAGCAUUUGACUAUGGAUGGGGUGGAAUAUGUGAUGAUGGGUUUGGAAUCAACAAUGCACAAGUUAUCUGCAAAGAAGCCGGAUUUCCACUAGGAGCUCAAGAAGCAGUAUUACAUUCACGAUGGGGGCCUGGCAAUGAAAUUCUAUUAGACGAGUUGAAAUGUAAAGGAACUGAAAAUUCUAUUCUUGAGUGUAAGUUUAACCCAUGGAAAGAGCAUGAUUGCGCUCCAAAAGAGUAUGCAGGAGUAGUUUGCAAAGUUAAGGAUGAGACAUGUUCUGAAGAAGAAUGGAAAUGUCAAUCUGGAGAGUGUAUAAAUCUAGAAUUUCUUUGUGACACAACCAGUGACUGUUCUGAUGGAAGUGAUGAACUUGCAGAGUAUUGCCAGAAACAUAUUGAAGUUAGAUUAGUUGAUGGAAAUAAUGUAACAUCUGGAAGAGUUGAAGUGAUGUAUAAGGGGGUUUGGGGAACUAUUUGUGAUGAUAACUUUGACAAAGAGGAAGGCACUAUUCUCUGUAAAAUGCUGGGAUUUCCUGGUGGUGUUAAUAUUCAUAAAGAGGGAACUUUUGGCCCUGGAAGAGGUCCAAUAUGGAUAAACAAUAUUCUAUGCAAUGGAAAUGAAACCUCCUUAGAUAAAUGUCCCUCACCUCCUUGGGGUCCAAGCUACCAAUGUAAACACCUGGAAGAUGUUGGCAUUGAAUGUUUAUUAAACUCUUUUCAAACAAUAGAAACAAAUAAGCCAAGUUCUUCUUUACAGCCAAAUGAUUUCCAAUGUGGGGUAGCUGAGGUUGAAUUUAAGUCAGGGCCUCCAAUUGCUAAGGUUGCAGGAGGUCAAACUUCAGUACAUGGAUCACAGCCCUGGACCGCUAGUAUUAGAGUGAGGGGAAAUACAAGAAGCUUUCACUGGUGCGGAGCUGUUCUUAUAGGUGAAGUGCAUAUACUUACAGCAGCACAUUGUGUGGAAGAUUACCCCAAAGAUGUGUACGCAGUUAGAGUAGGAGAUUGGGAUCAAGAUGCUCCAGAUGUAGGAGAACAAGAGUUCAGUAUUCAAACUGUAGAUUUCCAUCCUGACUUUAAUGUCGGAGCAUACCUCAAUAAUGAUAUUGCUGUUAUCACCUUGAAACUACAAAAUGGAAAAGGGGUACAGUUUAAUGACAAGGUUGUACCAGCAUGCUUACCAUCCUCAAGUACAACAUACAAUGCAGGUAUGGAGUGUUCUAUUUCUGGUUGGGGAUCUUUAGGACAAAACUCUGGUGGAUAUUCUAGAAGGUUGCAGUCAGCCUUAGUACCAAUUUUACCUACCAGCGAGUGCUUGAAGAAACAUGUUUACGGAGCUGACAAGCUGACAGGUGGCAUGUUUUGUGCAGGUUUCCUUGAGGGUGGAAUUGACAGUUGUCAGGGAGACAGCGGAGGACCAAUGGUCUGUCAAAAGAGGAAUAAGAAUGAAUUGCUGGGAAUCAUAAGUUGGGGAUAUGGGUGUGGACGACCAAAUAAACCUGGAGUAUAUACCAGGGUAGCUAACUAUGUAGACUGGAUAAAGAGUAUUACUGGGAGCUGAGGAAUGAUGGGAGAAAGAAAAA
This is a messenger RNA of Eurytemora carolleeae, 4505 nucleotides long. RefSeq lists its product as uncharacterized. Gene Ontology annotation, biological process: proteolysis. The transcript has 8 exons. Gene Ontology annotation, molecular function: protein binding; serine-type endopeptidase activity; chitin binding. The coding region runs from base 80 to 4483 and encodes 1467 amino acids. Lineage: Eukaryota; Metazoa; Arthropoda; Copepoda; Calanoida; Temoridae. The record is from RefSeq and is a predicted model, not a curated record. Gene Ontology annotation, cellular component: membrane; extracellular region.